AUGGCGGCGGCACCACGGGCCCCGCUCGCCCGAGGUUCCUCGUUUUGGCUUCCCUCACCCGCCAGAAACAAACUCCGCCCUCGCCCAGUGCGCUGCGGGCGCCGUGAGGGGAGCGGGAGCAGCUGCCGUCGGAGCGCGCUCCGACAGCUCGCUUCCUAUUUGUUCUUAUCUGUAAAUGUGGAGACCCAGUGUGCAAGUGCCUCAGAGAGUAACACCUAUUCAUCAACAGUCAGUCAAGGUUAUGUUUUACCAGAAGGAAAAAUCAUGCCAAACACAGUCUUCGUUGGUGGAAUUGAUUUAAGGAUGAAAGAGGCAGAAAUUCGGACUGUCUUUGAACAGUACGGUGCUGUGAAGGAGGUGAAAGUAAUCACUGACAGAACUGGUGUUUCGAAAGGAUAUGGAUUUGUGUCUUUCCUGGAGAAUGUGGAUGUUCAAAAAAUAGUAGAAACACAAAUCAACUUCCACGGCAAAAAGCUGAAACUGGGACCAGCAAUUAGGAAGCAACAAAACCUGACUUCUUCCAUACAUCCCAGACCAUUUGUCCUUGGUCCUUCUCCACCACAGUUCCAUAGUGUAUGGGGUAGUCAGAAUACAGAGACGUAUUUUCAACCUCCACCUAUAAUGAGCCCAGUAACACCGUAUGUUCAGCCAUAUCCAUACAGUUCAUCACCAACUGUACUGCUAAAGCAGCAAGUUCCCAUAGGAUAUCAACCGGCUUAUAACUAUCAGGGUCAACCACAGUGGGUUGCUGGGGAGCAAAGAAGUUAUGUUAUGCCUCCUGGUCUGGUUUAUGCAUCGGUAAACCAUCACUCUGAGGAUCCGGGAUUUAUACAGACGGAAUGUGCUGUUCCUGAGCCCAUGCACUUGCCUGCUAACAGCCCACAAAAGAAGUCUGUGGACAGGGGCAUGCAAACAGUAGUGUCCUGUCUGUCUAAUCCUGAGAACCAGCUGAGGAAUGACUCUCUGUCACAAGACGAUAACAUGAAGGAGAGCAAAGUGUAUCACUUCCGAAAAGGAAGGACAGGAUUCAAAAGUGUUUGAUGAAUGAAGACUUCGGAGUAUCUAAAUUAAUUAAGUCUAUGUUACUGCAGUUCAGCAAUACAUUCAGCAUAAUAUUUCUCAUAGUUGCUUCAAGUUCAGUUUGUGUUCAUGUUCGACCUGUUUUGAUACAGUUCCUGCUUGGGUAAUUUGAAGUUUAAAGUUGUAAGAGUUGACAAACUUCAGUUACAUUGUUUGCACGCUUCCCCAGUUUGUUUGCUGCAUGUGGAUUUUCUUCUGAGUUUUAACGUACACUUUGCAUAUUACACAGGUUUGCUUUAACCACAAUUUGACUCACCCUGACCAGUUAAUUUUUGCAGUUUAAAAAUGGAAAUAGUUAUUUACCCAAGAGAUUGUAUUUUAAAACUGAGUUCUUAAAUCAGGGCAAAAGAAGAUGUAACUGAGCUGAAGCCCUUCUUAAGUCCUAGUUGCCUUUAGACAACAUAAUCAAUGUGAUUAUGUUCAUUACUGACACUUCAUGUACCUGCAGUCUUGAGCAUCACUAGUGGUUUUGGGUAAGUAAUGAAGAGAAUCCUGACAUUUCUGUAUGUAACUUAAAAUGCAAGAAUGUAAUUAUCUGUAUUGGCUACUCAGUAGAGUGUGAUUUUUUUAAUUAAAAAAUCCUAAAAAUAUCUGUAUGUUAAAAUUCUGAGAAAAUACUGCAUUUAAAAUAUGCUUUUGUUGUGUGAUGCAAACUGUUAAUCAAAGACUAGCUGUAAGACUAUUUUAAUAAUCAUGUAUAUUUUAGUUGUAUAUUUUGAAACAAUGAAAUAAAUUUUUAUUUUGCCUUGGCUACCUAAAUUUCUAGUGACAAAUCUAACUAAUAAUUUGGUAAAGCUAUUAAAACCUUAACACCCUGUACAAGAAUUCCAGUUACUACAAAUGUCCAAGGACUGCUUCUCAGGAGUGUUCUGGAUAAAUUUAAUUAAGGGGGGGUGGGGGACAGUGUCAGUUUACUGGUAAAGAUAAUUGUUUCUUUGCAAAUGCAGAUGUCAUUUUGACUUGAUGUUCUAGUUGAUUUGGUUGCCCUGGGCUGUAUUUAAAGCUUUAUGCUGGAGCUAUAAGAAAACACAGAAAUGCGUAUGUGUAGCUCUCAUUGAAGAAUCUCAACACCAAAAGAAGACAUAAACCUCAAGAUACCUACACAGAGUGCACAUUUUCUGUUUAUUUGACCAAGUUUUACUCCCAGGACCAUCUG
Manacus vitellinus (golden-collared manakin) is the source of this 2236-nucleotide messenger RNA. RefSeq names its product deleted in azoospermia like (gene DAZL). The transcript is spliced from 11 exons. The record is from RefSeq and is a predicted model, not a curated record. Bases 1 to 1041 code for a protein of 346 amino acids. Gene Ontology annotation, molecular function: protein binding; mRNA 3'-UTR binding. NCBI's taxonomy places the organism in Eukaryota, Metazoa, Chordata, Aves, Passeriformes, Pipridae.